AGAAAAGAAGGCACCUGGAAGAAGCAAGGGCACGUAUAGGAAAUUGGUAUCUUUUAGAAAGGAAGUGAAAAAGAGGGAGAACAGUUUUUCCCUAUGCUGAGCAGAACUGAGAGCUAGUUCUCUGCUACCCACAGGAAGGGCAGCGCAGGCUGGGAUUUGUCUUGGGGCAGGAAAGGCAUAAGGCAGAUUUGCCAGGGGCUGAUUAGUGCUGGCAGUGGAUAGUGGUACUCAGCCAAGGAGAGGCGAAAGAGAACAGGGGUGAGGUCGUUUGAAAUCCAUGCGGGAGCAUCAGGACGUGGCGGUACUGAUUUCCAUAGGUGGUAUAGCCUGCAGCAGUUGUAGUGGCCCUGCGGAGCUCACUGGGGCGCCAUCUUGCUCGCCGUCGCCAUAGCAACGGACUGACGGCGCCACCGCCAUCUUGUUUAGCGUCGUCAUAGCAACAAAACAAGGGUGCCGCCAUCUUGUUUAGCGUCGCCAUAACAACGCGCUAGGCCAGAACGGAGCCGCCAUCUUGUUUAUGCGUCUCCACAGCAACCGGCGCGGCCAUGGCGGGCCCGGGGAGGCUGGAGGAGCUGGAGCUGAGCUCCGAGGAAGCGGAGCGGCUGCAGCGGGCCUUCCGCGACGAGCGGUUCCGGGCGCUGUUCGCCGAGUACGCGGCGGAGCUGGCCGACCCGGAGCAGCGGCGGCUGUACGAGGAGGAGGUGACGGCCCUGGAGCGGGAGCGCGGCGUGGAGGUGCGCUUCAUCCACCCGACUCCGGGCUACGUGCUGCGCACCAGCCAGGCCGGCUCCCGCCGCUGCUACCUCAACAUCUGCAGCAACCCGCACGUCGCCCCGCCGCAGGCCCGCGCCGAGCCGGGCGGCCAACGCUGGGCGCUGCCCCACAGCCUGGCGCCGGGCCGCGAGGAGCUGGGUCGGGCCGGCCGCCGCUGCCUCGUUUACGAUGUCGUCUUCCACCCCGCCGCGCUCCGCUUGGCCGCCCGCAGCGCCCGCUUCCGCCGGCUGCUCAGCGACGCGGCCAUGGAGGCCGUGGAGAGCCGCUUCUCCGUGCAGCUCGACCGCGCCAACGCAUCCGUGCUCCGCGGCGCCCGCUACAAGGGCGUCCCGCAGGCGCCCGUCAUCCGCUCCCCGCUGCCCGGCGGCGCCCCGCAGCCGCCCUCUGACACCGCCCUGCCGCCGCCGCCGCUCCCCCCGCCCGGCCUUCCUUCCGCCGCUCCCCCGCCGGCCCCCGGCCCGCCGCCCGGCCCCACCACCCCGCGCUGGAGCGUCCGCCACCGCUCUUACGUGGACUUACAGGACUACUGCCACGACUCGGCGCCCGGCCCGGUGCCCCGGGAGCUGGUGGUGACGGUGGAGCUGCCGCUGCUCCGCUCCGCCGCUCAGGCCGAGCUGGAGGUCCGCCCGCGGGAGCUGCGCCUCGACUCGCGGCGGCCCGCCUACCGCCUCCGCCUCCGCCUCCCGUACCGCGUGGACGAGAGCGCAGGCCGCGCCGUUUUCGACAAGGCCGAGCGGCGGCUGCUGGUCACGCUGCCCGUCGUACCGCCGCCCGGCCCGGGGGCGCCGCUCGGGGAGGCCGGCGGGGAGCGGUGGGAGGAGCCCCGGGAGGAGGCCCGGCCCGGCCCGGCGCUCCCCGACGAGCCGGCGACCGCAUCCUCCCCACCGCCCCGCUCCGAGGCCGCUUUCCCGAGCGCCGGCCCCGAGCCUGGAGCCACUUUCCCCGCUCCGAGCGCCGGCUCCGAGCCAGCUCCUCCCGACGGGGCCCCCCCUCCGUGCCCGGCCGAGGGCGGCCCCGGCCACAUGGCUCAUCCCCGGGGCGGGGGUGACUCCGGUCCCGCCGCUGCUGCGUGCCCUCCCUUCCGGUGCCGCCAGGAUGAGGCCUCCCUCACCCUGCUCCUGCCGGUGCCCGGCAUCCAGCCCCAGAGCCUCAGCGGGGAGGUGGCCGCCAACCGCUACAGCGUCCGCUUCUCCAGCGGUGCCGUUGCCUAUGCCCUCAUCCUGCAGUUCCCCGCCGCCAAUAGGCUGGCUGCCCCCGAAACCAGCGUCAGCGUGGGCGCCCACAACGCUGUCAUCCUGCUUGCCAAGGCCCCAGAGAGCACCGGGCUUUGGGAGAAGUACUGCUUCGGCCUCGACGCCUCCGCUCUGCAGGAGAGGUUAUUUGUCAGUGAAGAAAAUGUUGAUGGAUUCCUACGCACUGUUCUGUGCCCCUCCUCGUGCAUGCAGUCAGAGCUGGAAGCUCAGACGUCGAUUGAGGUGCUCGAUGUGUCUGAGGACAGAACUCAGAUCAGGCUGAAGGCGCAGGAAGCAGCCAGUUCUGAACGUGAUGAAACCAAACAAGCGGUGAGCAGCUCAGGAGGAGUCGUCACUGCGAGGAACAACGGGGACCACCUCCAAACAGAGCCAGAGCCAGAGCGUGCGGCCACUGGCACGGCUGAGCAACGGCCUGCACAAAACCAGCGAGCUGCUGCAUCUUUAGUAACAGCUGAAACAAUAGGAGAAGUGGAUGGAAGUUCACAGCAUUGUUUGCAGCAGGAACCUUCUGACACCGGUGUGGCGCUUCCUGGCAAACCUGGGGGAAAAGAGCGAGCUUUAGAUGAGGCAUUUGCAGGCCUGGGGUUGGAGGGAGGGGGGGCGGGGAGCCCAGCUGCAUCCCCACUCCUGCAGGAGGUGGGUGAGGAUGGGAGCGUGCAGAGCAUUAGGGACCACAGCACACACUGCAGCAUCGCCUUCCAGAACUCCGUGCUGUAUGAACUGGACUAGCGGCGCCACGCCAGCAUUUCCUCCUCGUGUUUGACUGUGGUUUAUGGCUGCAGGGCUGAAAGCAGAACCGGGUUCCUUCUGAAACUCUUAAUCUGUCAACGAAGAACGCUUAAGCCAUUAAUACUUUGUGAAGUUAACAUGUCUAAGUUUCCUUUAUUCAUACGUAUGGGUUGAACUAAUUUCACUGACGGGAACGAUGCAGCUGAAGCUCUGCGCUCCUGGAAGACAGUGCCUCUUUAUUGUUUAUGUAACUUUCUUAAUCUGUUGCCAAAUUACAUGGAGUAGUUGUA
This is a messenger RNA of Lagopus muta (rock ptarmigan), 3046 nucleotides long. RefSeq names its product dynein axonemal assembly factor 2 (gene DNAAF2). Gene Ontology annotation, biological process: axonemal dynein complex assembly. NCBI's taxonomy places the organism in Eukaryota, Metazoa, Chordata, Aves, Galliformes, Phasianidae. Gene Ontology annotation, cellular component: cytoplasm. The record is from RefSeq and is a predicted model, not a curated record. Bases 546 to 2756 code for a protein of 736 amino acids. The transcript has 3 exons.